AAUGAGGAAUUGUAUAAAUAGCAGAGUACAAUUACUUUCUCAGUACUUAGUGUUUCCUUAGAGACGACUAAAUCAAACAAGAACAGAAUGUUUCGAUCACUCUGCUGCCUAGCCCUUCUGUCUGUGGCCUACGGUGCCUACUACAACACAUACAGAAACCGUGGUUACUACCCUGGCAACGAUGAUUAUAAUAAUGACUGGUAUGGAAACGGUCUUUAUGGAAACAGCUGGUAUGGAAACGGUCUUAAUGGAAACAGCUGGUAUGGAAACGGUCUUAAUGGAAACAGCUGGUAUGGAAACGGUCUAAAUGGAAACAGCUGGUAUGGAAACGGUCUAAAUGGAAACAGCUGGUAUGGAAACGGAUUGUAUGGAAACAGAUUAUAUGGAAACAGGUGGUCUGGAAACGGUCUCUAUAGAAACAGCUGGUCUGGAAACGGUCUAUACCGAAUGAAUAACUUCUAUCCAGGAAGCGGUUAUCGCAGUCACAAGACCUACUAAAUCCGUCGUUGAGGAGCUGUACAGUCAUGUAGUUUCCAUGCAAUAUAUAUGUUGUGUUUUCUAUUAAUAAACUCUGCAAUGAAA
Ostrea edulis (European flat oyster) is the source of this 582-nucleotide messenger RNA. Its product is annotated as N66 matrix protein-like. NCBI's taxonomy places the organism in Eukaryota, Metazoa, Mollusca, Bivalvia, Ostreida, Ostreidae. The record is from RefSeq and is a predicted model, not a curated record. The coding region runs from base 88 to 498 and encodes 136 amino acids. The transcript has 3 exons.